AUGUUCAAUACUUCUUCUAUCUCCGGUCAUAUCACCCUCGAAUCUGCGGGGCUCGUUGCUCUAGCUGAUCUCUCCACUGUCGCAGUGAGGACAGCUCUUACGGGGACAGCAUCCUGGCUUGACAUCCUUGUCCUUGCCCCAGGGAUGCAUCAACAGCAGUCCGCCGACGAGGUUAAUCGCGGGGAAUUUCCACAGACUGGCUCAUUGACCAGCGGACACGUUUUCCGUAUCGAGAAUCCUGCUACCGUCAGCUACCUACAAAGCAUCGGCCGCACCGGAUACCUCGUCACCGCUCAAGUAGAACCCAAAUCAACCCUUAGAUACUCACUCAUGGAGUCCAUCGCGGCUCUGUUAUAUCUAUUGUGUCCACUAUUAACCAUCAUCGUCUUCGCACUCGUGGGCUCCAUCAAAGAUUGGUGGGCUCUAGGGGUCCUGUGGAUGCUUGCUCUGUCUAGAAUGAUCAACGUGGUCAUCAUUAAACAGAGAGUUGCGGACUCGAAGGAUUGGAAGGGUGGAGAUGAGAAGCCUGAGGCCAAAGGUGAUCUCCUCGUGAUUUUGAGUCAGGAUCGCUGGGUUCGUUUGCGGGGGCAGCUAUAUGUUGUCAAACGCGUCACCGCAGGUCAGUGGUUACGGGAUGAAAAUCGAGUAGAGAGCCUUGCCGUAGGGAUUGCUACGCUGUUGGUAUACGCAGCUGCGGCCCUGGCUGGCAAUGCAUCCACCGUGGGGAGCUUGCUUAUUGCAUUGUUGCUUCUGUGCUCUGUUGCUUCAUUGGCUCUCGGCAACUCCUUCACAUAUCGACUGCAAAUGUACAAUUGCAUCGUGCAGGAAGACAAAACAUUGGAGAAGACCUAUGAACGAAGGUCGGUCAUGGUCGAGGACCUCAUUGUGGAGGAAAUCAACAAUACAAGGGGGCAGGAUGAUCGCGAAAGCGAUCCGGGUGAAUGGGCCAUCCAAAUGGGACUCAUAAAGCGUAGUGAACUACGGGCUAUUCUUCAAAGGCACUUGUCACCGUCUGCCCUUAGUCGUUCCAUAGGACUACAGUCCUCCACUAUAUCUUCUUCUACCGAUGUCUAG
Desarmillaria tabescens is the source of this 1074-nucleotide messenger RNA. RefSeq lists its product as uncharacterized. The transcript has 2 exons. The record is from RefSeq and is a predicted model, not a curated record. Lineage: Eukaryota; Fungi; Basidiomycota; Agaricomycetes; Agaricales; Physalacriaceae. The coding region runs from base 1 to 1074 and encodes 357 amino acids.